Caenorhabditis auriculariae is the source of this 4676-nucleotide messenger RNA. NCBI's taxonomy places the organism in Eukaryota, Metazoa, Nematoda, Chromadorea, Rhabditida, Rhabditidae. The record is from the annotation of a GenBank genome assembly.
AUGUCUUGGUUUCGGUUAAUCAUCUUGUCUUCUGCUUCUUUAUUGAGCGUGGUCAGCGCCUCCGACCAGCGACUCCCUAUGAAAAAUGUUGUCGGCAUUCCUAAAAGCCGUAAGUUCAAAAAACGUCAAUUCUGAUCAUCACUUUUUAUCUGAACUUCUUCUAGGUGUCGUUUUGUAUCAACCAAAUGGUGAGAACUUUCAAUGUUUCGACGGAUCCAACACAAUAUUGUUCAAGCAAGUGAACGAUAAUUACUGUGACUGCGUUGACGGAAGUGAUGAACCCGGUAUACAGUUUUUUAGUGCUCUUCUGUUUCCGUAUUUCUCUAAAAAAAAAUAAGCCAUGUUUUUAUUUUUAAGGAACUUCUGCUUGCUCCAACGGACACUUUUUUUGCCAGAACCUGGGCUACACUUCUGAGUAUAUCCCAUCAUCGCGGGUCAACGACAAGAUCUGUGGUUGGUUAACUGGUGAAAAGGAAAAUAAGUUCUGGUUGAAGACUGUUGUGAUGGCAGCGAUGAGCACUCGAGCGGCGUAUCAUGUCCGAAUCUUUGCGAAGAACUUGGUCGCGCCACGAGAGUCGAAAGAGAGAGGUUGGUAGCUUAUGGGGAUUCUAAUUGAAAAGUUAAAAUCCAACGGUUCAAGUUUGUAAUUUAAAGGUUAGCUGCCAUUGCCAAGGUGGGCUUUGCAAAGCGCUUGGAGUUGGCAAAAGCAGGAAAAGAACUCAAGGUUUUUUGAAUAUAGUUUCCCGUUUCAAAAAAGGAGUAUUCGCAGAAUCAAAAGCUGAAAGACGUCGAGCCUUUAAAAGAAGAGAAAACGUCUCUGGAAACUUAUCAGAAGGACUUGGAGGUUUUGAAGAAAACGGCCGAAGACUUGGAAAGGAAACUGCAGGAUGAACAUCGAGACCAGUGGAAUGGCAAGUUUUUUUUUCUAGUUCUGAUGAAAUUAAAGGAAAAUUUGGUUUCAUGAAAUUGACUUUUGCUAAAAAAAAAUCGUUUAUUUUUCAGCCGGCCAAGCAGAAAUCAAAAAAAAGAGAGCAGCCGACAUGUUUUUGGAGGUCGACAAAAAUUCAGACGCAAAGUGAGCUCUUUCUUAAAUUUCCUCCAUACAAAGUUGAUCAGAUUAACUUUGGAUGAGGUGAAGUUGUUGCCUUACUUGGAUACUGACCAUGACGGCGUCGUUUCAGACGAGGAAGCCAAGAAUAUCCUCAGUGUCGGUGGGUCUUCAAUGAUUUUCUUUUGGCUUCAUUUUUCUUUUUCAGAAGAGUCAGAUAUUGAACAUUUCGUGGCGAGUGUUUACGACCUUUUGAAAUCUGCCAAAAGAUCGUUUACUCAAGAAAAGAAGCUGAGAGAAGAAGAAGAAGCCGCCGAAAAAGAACCCGAACCGGAUGACGACCUCGUUGCCGGUUAUUUUUGAUCAGUCUUGUUUUUUUUUUGCCUUUUUGUUUUGUGGAAUACACAAAAAUCUUCUUUAGAUGAGGACAAGUCGACUGCGGAAGAGCCACAUUCGAACGAGGAAGUUCAAAUUGAAGACGAAGACGAAAAGAUGCCGCCGUAUCCGCAAGAAGCUCAGGCAGCCACCGAAGGUCGAAUGAAAAAUUCACGUUCCAAUACUUUUUUUUUGAAUUGAGAAAAAAGUUUUGGCGUUCAUAAUUUUGGUCAGAUUGCUUUUUCCAAUUACGAUCUUCAUUGUGUAGAAAAAAACCAGAUAUAAAACAAAUUUCCUUCUUAAAACUCUCAAAAAGUUUAAAAUGUGUUAGUUUUUUUAAAAAAAUAAGCGGAGCAUACUUGACCACAACUAAGAAUUGAAUUUUGCGGCUUAGGGCCGGAAUUUUUUUCUCCCGCGUAAAUAUGACACGUGACUUUAAAAAAAGAAAAAAAAAUUGAUUGUAUUAUUUUUAGAAGCGAACAAGUUCCGGAAGCUCUACGAUGAAACGUCGAACAAGCUGCACGAAGUCAACCAGAAGAUAAAGUUCGUCAAGAAUGUUCUUCGAAACAGAGUCCCCUUCUCAGAGACGCGGAGACGUUCGCCUCGGCUGAUUUCGGCGAAGACUUUGCCUGGGCGCCACUCAAGGGUCAAUGCUUCGAGACGACCGUCAUGCAGUACGUCUACAAGCUCUGUCCCUUCGAAAAGGCCUCGCAGAAGGACAAGGGCGGCUAUGGAGAGACUUCAUUGGGGUUCGUGCUCCUUCUUCACAGCAGUAUAUCAUUUGUUUCCACUGCCGAUUUCUGACAUAGUUCAAAUAUUUCAUUUUUCUAAGUUUCAGAAUAAUCUUAACCGAAACCACAGAAGGAAUAAGUAGGUAAAAAAAUUAGUUUUUUUCUUUCUAACUGUAUUUAAAGAGAUAUAUUGAAAAUUUCAAUUCUAUAUGAAAAUGGUCAUAUUGACCACCUUUGUUGAAUACAGUGAAACGAUUACAAGCACAGAACAUUUUUAUAUAAAGUCACUUAUUUUUUUCCUUCUCCUCAACCAGUUAGAUAGAUGUCUGACUUUCGGAGAAAUGUUUUGCUCAUUUCCUUUUUAGGAAUUUCAAAGACUGGACAGGUGCUGCUCCGAGAAAGCACUCCAAGCAAACCUAUCACGAGGGUCAACAGUGUUGGAACGGUCCUCAGCGAUCCACUCAGGUGUGCUCUUUUCAACUUUACAAUGACGGUUGAAAAAAGAAAAUUUGACAGUAACUGCUAAACAAAAAGAUUUUCAGAUAGAGGAAAUAAUAAAAUACAUGAACCAUAACGGUUUCAAACGACAUAAAGCCAAAAAUGAAAGAAAAAUAUUAGGUUGUUCAGAAAGUUCUUGCGGUUUUUGAUACUCUCUCUUGCAAGAAAUUUUUUGAGCUGGGUUUUAGAUUGGCCUGUCGAAGUUAUAUAUCAUUUUGAAGCGCGUAGAAUGUUUUAUUUUUUAAGUGUAAUCGUAUCAUUCAAAAACAAAAUUGUGUAAGUUUUAUGUAAUUUUUGAAAAAAAGGGUUAAAAAAACAGCGAUUAGAGUAGCUUUUUUCGUUUUUCUCUCAACUAGACUUAUAAGCGUUGAAAUCAUUUGAUAUUUUCACUAGUUGUUUGACACAGUAAUUACUUUAAAACAUGUAACGAGAUUGCUACUGGAAAAAACUUUGGCCAAGACUAUGAGCUCGGCAACUGAGAACAGUAAUUUUUGAGCUAUGUUUCUACUGCGCGGUAACAAAACGUCCUGGUAGCUGCAACUUUGCGAAAAAUUUUUUGUUGUUGCUUGAGAGGAUGUAUAGAUGACGCUAGAAAAAGUUCCUGACUAGAGAACUAUUUCAGAGACCUGAAAAGCUCACUAGAUGAGUACCUCACGAAUCUCACUAAAAGCAUAGCGCCGUUUCUUUCUUCUCGUCUUAUUAAAAGGCAAAUGCGACCUCAGUUUUUGAAUAAAAUAGAAUUUUUUGAAUUGCGACAAUAAGAAAGACGUCUACAACAAUUUUCAAACCUAUUAUUACUAUACAGUCCAAGUCGCCGCUUUGGAUAGUUCUUCGAAAUCAACCUAUCAAAUAAUGACGAUUGAGCACGUUCUUGGCUUUCUACAGCUGUUAUAACUUAUCAUAAGUAAUCUCAACUCUCUACCCUACAAUAUUUCAGCGACGUUGUUCACUGAUCAAAAAAAAAUUCCACGAAUUAGUGUAUAAAAAUUUUGAAAACAUCGAAACUAAAAAAGUCACGUUUUGUCCUGUAUCGCGCUUUGCGGAAUUUGCAAGUAAAAAAAUAAACGAAACAAGAAAAAUGAUUUCAUUUUCUCUAUUUUUUUUUUUCAACUCUUACCUUGCUAAACAACAGCUUUCCAAACUAUGAAAACACUUGCACGCGAAAAAAAUGCUUCGAAACCGAAACCCUGUCAAAAAAGGCUUCGAGAGUUUCAAAGCCCCCAGUAAUUCAGGGUUUGAUAUUAUCGACUGAAUUUUUUGUGUUUUUUGUUGUCACAUGGCCACUUAAUAAGAUGGUUUUUGUUUUGAUCAGAAAUAAGAACUCUAAGCGAAGUUAGGAUCUUUUGAAGUCGAAUAAUAAAAACCGCAAUAACUCUCUGAACAACCUAAUAAACUGUAGCGGGACUUAUGUGCGGAGUAGAAAUAAAUUUGGAAGAAAGAGGGAGAAUUUGAGAAGUCCAUCAAACUUUGCUUAGAUGUUCACCGGAAUAUACUAAUCACGGUUCAUGAAAAAAAAUACGACUUAAGUUUAAGCCGAGUGAUAGCUGUUCAAUGAAAAAAAGCGUUUGUAUAAAGGAAAAAUAAAUGAAUUCGCUCCAUUCUUAACAAGAAAAACGAAAAUAUAACAAAGUUUUACUUUGCUCAAUGAAACACCCUAGCAAAGCUGCUGUUUAUAGGUAUAAAAAUGCGGAAUACGGAAUAAUUUGAAGCGUCGUUACUCGAGUGAGAAACGCGAAGUUUUCCUUUGUUUUUGAUAAAGUGCUCUAGGGGUUUUUUUUUUCAGCGAAGUUCCGCUCAUCUUUCGAACUAUUUUUUCCCAUUUGCUGUUUAAGCUUCAUUUGGAGUUUUGAAAAGAGGUCGGAGCAAAGUUAUACUUGACUAUGCAGGUUGAAAUCGAGUGUGGCGAAGAGAACGAGAUCGUCGAGGUCUCUGAACCUGCCAAAUGCGAAUAUCACUUCACUUUCCGAACUCCGGCGGCCUGCAACGACCCCGAAAAAGAAGAACCUCUGCAUACCGAGCUCUGA